UACACCUGAAAUUUUUGGCUUCAGAUUCUCAAGUCCCGUUCUCUGUCUCCAUUCUGAUGCAGCCACUCAGAAAUCGGGGCUAAAAAUCUGUUAGCUUGUUCUUGAAUUGUCACUGUAAUUUUUCUGCAAGAAAGUAUCUUGUGGUUUAUUGUACUGUGAUUCACAAUGAAAAAAUAUAACAGACUUAUAGUUCGCCUGUGUGAAAGAAUUGUUACUUGCCUUCAACAUCUCUCAGUAUGAUUAUUUUGAACCAUGUUGUGUCUGCUAGAUUUUAGCCUAUACUCUUUUUGCUUUUAGGUACAUUAACUAGAGACAUUAUUCCACCGUUCAUGAGACUGAUCAUGUUUUCUUUCUUUUUAAAGCUGCAUGUUGUUUGACAUGGAUGGUCAUCAAGUUCCUCAAAACACAAUUGCUGAAGUAGGAGAUGUAUUCAAGAAAAUCCUCAAUGAGACUGAGAAAGUGAGAAAUGAGAAUAGUAAUGACAUAUCGGUUCUUCAAGCAAUAUCUAUUGUAUUGGAAAGGCAUCCUGAGCUGAGGCAAGAAGGAAUCUCUCAUGAAGUACUGCAGUGGUACAUAUGCAGAAUGGAGGCGUGGUUUGCUGCCGAUGCAGACACGAUCUCUCUGAAAACCUGGGAUCAGGAGCAAGUUCUUACGGGUGGUCAUGGACUAAUGGUGCAGGGUUAUUACCCGGUGAUAGAGGCGUUGUCAAAAGAUAUUGAUAUUCGUUUGAAUCAUAGGGUGAAGAGGAUUUCAAAUGGGUAUAACAAGGUGAUGGUUACAGUUGAGGAUGGGAAGAAUUUUGUUACUGAUGGUGCUAUAAUAAUUGUGCCUGUUGGGGUCCUCAAAGCCAACUUAAUUGAGUUCAAACCAAAGUUGCAAGAAUGGAAGCUUUCUGCAAUAGCAGAUCUUGGUGUGGGCAACGAAAACAAGAUUGCAUUACGAUUUGAUAAUGUAUUUUGGCCAAAUGUUGAAUUGGUAGGCAUUGUUGCACCUACCUCUUAUGCUUGUGGGUAUUUUCUUAACCUCCAAAAGGAAACAAGGCAUCAAGUCCUUGUCUAUAUGGCUGCUAGAAGACUUGCUUAUGAUGUAGAGAAAUUAUCAGACAGAGAUGCUGCUGAUUUUGCUAUGCGGCAGCUGAAAAAAAUGUUUCCUGAUGCACCUGAACCUGUUCAGUAUCUUGUAUCACGAUGGGGAACGAGUCCCGACUCACUAGGAUGUUACUCGUAUGAUCUAGUCGGAAAGCCAAUGGAUGUAUAUGAUAGGCUUCUCUUCUGGGGGAACAAGGAUGAGAAGAAUAUAUGGUCUUGGAUCUCAAGCACAAAGUUAUUAUGGGCCGAAUCUUUGCGUCAAUUCUGGCUUUAAUGCUUCAGCAUCAGCAGCACCUCCAACUUCUCAAUCAGCACCGACAGAAAAUAUGGAGGAGUUAGUGAUGCGAUUGAUUCCUACACUGACUGAUCGCUUGCUUCCUUUAUUUAUUGAGAAGGCACGCGGAGUGAUUUCUUCACCAUCACAUCAUCCAAAUACUCCUAUCGACAAACCAUCAGUUGUGACACCCAUAGUGCCUCCUCCUACUACUGCUAACGUUGACGAUGUUGAUCCUUUAGUUUCUGAUGAUGAUCGUAGUCCUUCACCCAUGCAUUAGUUUUUUAUGUUAUCUGCUUUUUGUUGGAAAGAACAAAAUUAUGCACUAACAAUACUUGAUGGAUGUGUGGGUUCUUUUGGUAGUUGAUAGCUUGGUGUUGUCGGUGUUUUGGACUUAACGAUUAGGAUUUCGCUAUCUAUUUUGAAUCUUUUUUAUAAAUAUUAUUUUAUGUGAA
Messenger RNA from Lycium barbarum (goji berry), 1817 nucleotides. RefSeq names its product probable polyamine oxidase 4. The coding region runs from base 367 to 1362 and encodes 331 amino acids. The transcript is spliced from 6 exons. Lineage: Eukaryota; Viridiplantae; Streptophyta; Magnoliopsida; Solanales; Solanaceae. The record is from RefSeq and is a predicted model, not a curated record. Gene Ontology annotation, cellular component: peroxisome. Gene Ontology annotation, molecular function: polyamine oxidase activity. Gene Ontology annotation, biological process: polyamine catabolic process.